CUCCGACGCUCUCCAGCCACUGCCCUGCUCGGUGACCCCAGCUCCGGUUCCCUCGCUGUCCCCCGGCUCCAGUGUCCCCGCCGGCCCCCACAGGACCUUCCGCGGGCUCCGGUGUCCUUUGCCCCAGCUCUCAGGGUGCCCCCAGGGACUCCACCUCCACCUCGUCUACCGGGCCUCUCUCCUCCCAGCCCCGCUCGGAUGCAGGGAGCCAGGCUGCCUCUUUGCCUCCCGCUCUGUCCCUCCAAGCCCGCCGAGGCUGAGAAGGAAAAGGUCCGCAGGGCCCACCCCACCGUCCACAGCGAGACGAAGUACGUGGAGCUCAUCGUCAUCAAUGACCACCAGCUGUUUGAGCAGAUGCGGCAGUCCGUGGUCCUCACCAGCAACUUUGCCAAGUCUGUGGUGAACCUGGCAGAUGUGAUCUACAAGGAACAGCUCAACACCCGCAUUGUGCUGGUCGCCAUGGAAACAUGGGCCGAUGGGGACAAGAUCCAGGUGCAGGACGACCUCCUGGAGACUUUGGCCCGGCUCAUGCUCUACCGGCAAGAGGGGCUGCCAGAGCCCAGCGAUGCCACCCACCUCUUCUCGUGAGUGCCACCCCGUGCGCCCUGCCCCUCGAUGGCUGCCUGGCCACGUGUGUCCAGCUGGCCUCCCGGUGCCCUGGCCAGGGAGCCUGGGCCGGGUGUCCAAGUCCCACGGUCUCCUCUGCCCUUCAGGCCGUCCCAGCUUCCUUCCUGGGGCCUGGGGCCUGGCACUGGAGACAGUGGAGUAAAAGGGCCUCCUGCCAAGACUUGAGCCCACAGAGGCAGUGAGGUCACAGGCCUGACCACGGGGCACUGCAGGGCCGCGGGCCCUG
Molecule: messenger RNA, 853 nt
Organism: Fukomys damarensis (Damara mole-rat)
Lineage: Eukaryota; Metazoa; Chordata; Mammalia; Rodentia; Bathyergidae
Product: disintegrin and metalloproteinase domain-containing protein 11
Exons: 6
Coding region: 199-588 (129 amino acids)
Biological process (GO): proteolysis
Molecular function (GO): metalloendopeptidase activity
Source: RefSeq, a predicted model, not a curated record